AUGGAUCCAGGUGGUGGAAGUCUUGGAUUGCACACAUCAGACUCUAGAAUGGCCCAUACCAUGAUUAUGCAGGAUUUUGUUGCUGGAAUGACUGGUACUGCGCAUAUCGAUGGAGACCAUAUUGUUGUUUCAGUUCCUGAGGCUGUAUUAGUUUCUGAUGUUGUCACAGAUGGUGGGAUAACUCUUGAUCAUGGCCUUGCAGCUGAAGUUGUCCAUGGGCCUGAUAUCAUCACUGAGACUGAUGUAGUAACAGAAGGUGUAAUUGUUCCUGAAGCUGUACUUGAGGCUGAUGUUGCUAUUGAAGAAGAUUUAGAGGAAGAUGAUGGUGAUCACAUCUUGACGUCUGAGCUAAUUACAGAAACUGUUAGAGUACCUGAGCAGGUUUUUGUGGCUGAUCUUGUUACUGGUCCUGAUGGACACUUGGAACAUGUGGUCCAAGAUUGUGUUUCAGGAGUUGACUCUCCCACAAUGGUUUCAGAGGAGGUUCUUGUAACUAAUUCAGAUACAGAAACUGUGAUUCAAGCAGCUGGUGGUGUUCCUGGUUCUACAGUUACUAUUAAAACUGAAGAUGAUGAUGAUGAUGUCAAGAGCACUUCUGAAGACUACUUAAUGAUAUCUUUAGAUGAUGUUGGGGAAAAAUUAGAGCAUAUGGGGAACACACCAUUAAAAAUCAGCAGUGAUGGUUCACAAGAAGAUGUUAAAGAAGAUGGAUUUGGUUCAGAAGUAAUAAAAGUGUAUAUAUUUAAAGCCGAGGCUGAAGAUGAUGUUGAAAUAGGUGGAACAGAAAUUGUCACAGAGAGUGAGUACACCAAUGGACAUUCUGUAGCUGGAGUGCUUGACCAGAGCCGAAUGCAGCGGGAGAAGAUGGUUUACAUGGCAGUUAAAGAUUCUUCUCAAGAAGAAGAUGAUAUCAGUUGUGCUGAAAUAGCAGAUGAAAUAUACAUGGAAGUCAUUGUAGGGGAAGAGAAAGGAACUUUCCCUGAGACUCAACUUGAGGACUUUGAUGUUAAUAAAACAAUUGUCCCUAUUGUCUGGGCUGCGGUAUAUGGAGAUGAAAGAAGAGUUUCUCGAAGGUAUGAAGAUUGUCAGUCAUCAGGAAAUACUUUAGACUCAACAUUAGAAAACAGAAGUAAUACAGCAGCACAAUACCUUCAAAUCUGUGAUAGCAUUAACACAAAUAAAGUACUUAAACAAAAAACCAAGAAGAGGAGAAGGGGAGAAAUGAGGCAGUGGCAAACAGCUGUUAUAAUAGGCCCUGAUGGACAACCCCUGACAGUGUAUCCUUGCCAUAUUUGCACAAAAAAGUUUAAAUCCAGAGGAUUCUUGAAAAGACACAUGAAGAAUCAUCCUGAUCAUUUAAUGAGAAAAAAAUAUCAGUGUACAGAUUGUGACUUUACAACUAACAAGAAAGUGAGCUUCCAUAACCAUUUAGAAAGCCAUAAGCUUAUAAACAAAGUUGACAAAACCCAUGAAUUUACAGAAUACACACGAAGAUACAGAGAAGCUAGUCCAUUGAGUUCAAAUAAACUUAUAUUAAGAGACAAGGAGCCGAAGAUGCACAAGUGCAAAUACUGUGACUAUGAAACUGCGGAACAAGGACUGUUAAACCGACAUUUACUGGCUGUUCACAGCAAGAAUUUUCCUCAUGUUUGUGUUGAGUGUGGGAAGGGCUUUCGACAUCCUUCUGAACUCAAGAAACAUAUGAGAACCCAUACUGGUGAAAAGCCAUAUCAGUGUCAGUAUUGUGUCUUCAGGUGUGCAGAUCAAUCAAAUUUGAAAACUCACAUUAAGUCUAAGCAUGGUAACAAUUUACCAUAUAAAUGUGAGCAUUGUCCCCAAGCAUUUGGUGAUGAGAGAGAACUUCAACGCCAUCUGGAUUUGUUUCAAGGACAUAAGACACACCAGUGUCCUCAUUGUGACCAUAAGAGCACCAACUCAAGUGACCUUAAGCGGCACAUCAUAUCUGUCCACACUAAGGAUUUUCCUCACAAAUGUGAGGUCUGUGAUAAAGGUUUCCAUCGCCCUUCUGAGCUCAAAAAGCAUAGUGAUAUCCAUAAGGGUAGGAAGAUUCAUCAGUGUAGGCACUGUGACUUUAAAACAUCAGAUCCAUUUAUUCUUAGUGGUCAUAUCCUUUCAGUUCAUACUAAGGAUCAGUCAUUGAAGUGUAAAAGGUGCAAAAGAGGGUUCAGACAACAAAAUGAGCUCAAAAAGCAUAUGAAGACUCACACUGGAAGGAAGAUUUACCAAUGUGAGUAUUGUGAAUACAGCACCACAGAUGCAUCUGGCUUUAAACGACAUGUGAUAUCAAUACAUACAAAAGACUACCCACACAGGUGUGAAUUCUGCAAGAAGGGAUUCCGACGACCAUCAGAAAAAAAUCAGCAUAUUAUGAGACACCACAAGGAGGCUCUUAUAUAG
Messenger RNA from Budorcas taxicolor (takin), 2418 nucleotides. It is a transcript of the gene ZNF711, whose product is annotated as zinc finger protein 711. The record is from RefSeq and is a predicted model, not a curated record. Gene Ontology annotation, cellular component: nucleus. The coding region runs from base 1 to 2418 and encodes 805 amino acids. Gene Ontology annotation, molecular function: RNA polymerase II transcription regulatory region sequence-specific DNA binding; metal ion binding; DNA-binding transcription factor activity, RNA polymerase II-specific. NCBI's taxonomy places the organism in Eukaryota, Metazoa, Chordata, Mammalia, Artiodactyla, Bovidae. Gene Ontology annotation, biological process: regulation of transcription by RNA polymerase II. The transcript is spliced from 8 exons.